CAUGUACAGUAAAAGAAACGUGCGCUAACCAACCAUCUGGCUCGAAGUGAGAGAGGGGAGUGGAGAAAAAAGUCGAAAAUGACGAAUUUUGCAACAGUGCAAAACCCUGAAGACCCUAAUAAUGAAGUAGUGGAAGAGCCUGACUUCGAUGAUCCGGAAGGCUUUGUAGAUGAUGUUACUGAUGAGGAGCUGCUGGAGGAUCUGUUGAAGGACAAACCCAAAGAGGCUGAUGGGAUUGAUUCUGUAGUUGUAGUUGACAAUGUUCCUUCGGUCGGACCUGAACGUUUAGAAAAACUUAAAAAUGUCAUCAACAAAAUAUUCUCCAAAUUUGGUCAAAUUGUCUCUGAUCAUUAUCCAACUGAAAAUGGUAAAACCACUGGAUUCAUAUUCUUGGAAUACAAAUCUCCAAUGAACGCAGCCAAAGCUGUCAAGAGCCUCAAUGGAUAUAAGUUAGAUAAACAGCAUACGUUUGCUGUCAACUUGUUCACAGAUUUUGAAAAGUAUGCACAAUGUCCACCUUUACAAAACCUAGAAAAAAGACCAUACCAAGACAUGGGUAAUUUAAGAUCGUGGCUUCAGGAUCUUGAUGCUAACGAUAAUUACAGUGUCAUCCAUGAUGCGGGUGAGAAGACGAGCAUUUACAUGAAUACAGCUGCGGAAGCUAUCAAAAUUGAGGAAAGAGCGAGGUGGACAGAAACAUAUGUGCGCUGGUCACCCCAGGGUACCUACCUGACCACCUUUCAUCAGAAAGGAAUUGCAUUAUGGGGUGGAGAGAAAUUCCAACAAAUCCAGAGGUUUGCCCACACAGGUGUUCAACUGAUUGACUUCUCACCAUGUGAAAGGUACUUGGUCAGCUUUAGUCCAAUGAUGGACUCGAAAGAUGACCCAAAGGCAAUUAUCAUUUGGGAUGUUUGGACAGGUGCCAAGAAACGUGGAUUUCACUGUAUGACUGCUUCACAAUGGCCUGUGUUUAAGUGGAGUCAUGAUGGAAAGUAUUUUGCUAGAAUUGGUGAAGAUAGUUUGAGUGUUUAUGAAACACCAUCAUUUGGACUCUUGGACAAGAAAAGUUUUAAAUGUAUUGGUAUAAAGGACUUCUGUUGGUCACCGGCAGAUAACAUAAUUUCGUAUUGGGUUCCUGAGCAAGGGGAGAGUCCUGCACGUGUCACACUUCUAGAGAUUCCAUCACGUAAGGAGCUGCGUGUAAAGAAUCUGUUCAGCGUAGCCGAGUGUAAGUUGCACUGGCAGAAGGCAGGCGACUACCUUGGCGUUAAGGUAGACAGACUGACCAAAAGCAAAAAAGGUCAAUACUACAGCUUUGAAAUCUUUCGAAUACGAGAGAAACAAAUUCCAGUUGAUGUUGUUGAGAUAAAAGACCAGAUUGGUGCCUUCGCAUGGGAGCCUGUUGGAUCUCGUUUUGCUGUACUCCACGGCGAGUCACCAAGAAUAAGUGCUAGCUUCUACAAUGUCAAACCGCACAGUAAAAUUGAGUUGAUUACAACACUAGAAAAGAAGCAAGCUAAUGCGUUGUUUUGGGCUCCAAAUGGACAGUUUAUAGUUCUCGCAGGAUUGAGGUCGAUGAAUGGUGCAUUGGAGUUCCUAGAUGCCAAUGACAUGACAAUUAUGAAUAGUGCGGAACAUUUCAUGGCAACUGACGUAGAGUGGGAUCCGACAGGACGCUACAUAGCAACAGGAGUUAGUUGGUGGAGCCACAAGGUUGACAAUGCUUACUGGAUGUGGUCGUUCCAAGGCAAAGUACUUCAAAAGUGCACUACAGAUCGCUUCUGUCAAUUACUAUGGCGGCCACGCCCACCUUCUAUUCUCACUGAGGAGCAAAUCAAGGAUUUGAAGAAAAAUAUGAAAACGUACAGUAAACGGUAUGAAUUGAAGGAUAGAAUGAGCCAAUCAAAGGCAUCCAAGGAAAUCAUUGAGAGACGUCGAGCGUUAAUGGAAGAAUUUGAGAGUUUCAAGAGGCAAAAAGAGGAACAGCUUGCUGCAGAAAAGCAAGAGCGGUUAGAACUGAGAAGAGGUAUGGAGACAGAUUCGUAUGAUAGUGGUUGGGAUGAGCUUGCUCAAGAGACUGUUGAAUUUUUUGUCAGCGAAGAAAUCAUUGAAGUCGACGAUUCUGAGUAAUCCCGUUGGGUUUAUCUACUUUUGAUUUUCGCGAUCAUAUUUUGAGAGUGAAUAUCUAACACGUUUCGAGCCUGUAGGUUGGUGGUGCAUUUGAACCAAUAUUUCUGACUAAUAUAGUCUUUGAAGACCAGAAAACGACUUAAUUGGUGGUAGGUAAUUAGUGUCGUUGGAUACUAAUUAACUUGUCAUUUGGAGUCUCAUUUUAUCAUAACUUAUCUAAGAUAUUUGAGUAUUGUCUUAUACAAAUUGAAGUGUUCUAUCAGUGGUGUAAUUUCCUUUUGAAUAUAAAUUUGAAUACGUAAUUACUUAGUAUUUUGUGUGAUACUGCAUUCCAAUAAAGGCCCAGGGAUUUGAUUCAGGAGAAACAGAAAUUCUAAUUGUGAUCUUGAAAAGAUUUGAUAUAAAGGAUUACCAAGAAAUCCUUAAACCCCCACUUUAGUGCUCAAUUAUGGUUUUGAGAAAGACUGUUAAAGGGGCAUUAACAAACUGUUCAUAUACCUCACACAGACAUUAUCUUGUAUAUGGGAUAUUCUGGAAAAGACGGCGUAAAAAGAAGCAAUUGAACUUUCCUUGCUUUUAUAAAUGUAAUGCAGUAUUUAGUCCGAUUUAUUCAUACAUUAAUGUAGUUGUUGAUUUAUUAAUUUAUCAUUCUCCAUUUACGAUAUGAUAAUAAAUUAAAUCAUAAUAGUCAUA
Molecule: messenger RNA, 2823 nt
Organism: Anneissia japonica
Lineage: Eukaryota; Metazoa; Echinodermata; Crinoidea; Comatulida; Comatulidae
Product: eukaryotic translation initiation factor 3 subunit B-like
Exons: 15
Coding region: 79-2130 (683 amino acids)
Biological process (GO): translational initiation
Cellular component (GO): eukaryotic translation initiation factor 3 complex
Molecular function (GO): translation initiation factor binding; RNA binding; translation initiation factor activity
Source: RefSeq, a predicted model, not a curated record